Coregonus sp. 'balchen' is the source of this 1884-nucleotide messenger RNA. Lineage: Eukaryota; Metazoa; Chordata; Actinopteri; Salmoniformes; Salmonidae. The record is from the annotation of a GenBank genome assembly.
AUGCUCCCCUAUCACUUGGCCCUCUUGGCAGUGAUGUCGCUCACAGUGACCAGUGUAUCGACGAAGACCACUCAACGGCCAAAGUACCAAUACACCAAGAAGCCCAUGCCUUACCGCGAACAGCCCCAGAUUACCAUGCAGCCCCUAACCACCAUCAUCCCUAAGACACUGAAAUCAGUGAAGAAAUCAGAUCUCAUGGACCCCUACCCCCUGGCUACCACAGAGACCACACCCUACCCCAGUGAUGCCUACCAGGACUACUAUACUGAAAGCACAGGGCCCCCUGGUGUUGGGCAUGAUAAUUACACCCUGGAUUAUAACGAGUGCUACUUCAAUUUUUGUGAGUGCUGUCCACCAGAGAGGGGCCCUCGAGGGCCAAAAGGGGACAGAGGACUACCAGGUAUUGAAAUCACUAUAACAACAUAGGGACAUUUAACAAUAGCAGUAUGCUGUAGUGGUGAUCCAUGGAUUUUGAUGUCUUGUUGAAACUAUUUUCUCCCAGGUUCACCUGGAGAAGAGGGGGAGCGAGGACCCAGAGGCUUUCCUGGACUGGCUGGUUCAAAUGGAACUACAGGGCCAAAAGGAGACAGAGGUGAACACAAAAGAGAAACAAUACAUUAUUUAUAAGAAAUAUGUACACUUUACAGGCUGUGUGAGCAAACAGUAGAUUUAUUGAUUAUUCAAAGUUGUCUGUUAUCUAUCUCACUUUCCCAGGAGUUAAAGGUGACCAAGGAUACCGUGGAAUGGCAGGAACUCCGGGUAUCCCAGGGAAGCCAGGAGAGAGAGGUAACAAGCCAUUCCUUUUAACACAUGUAGGCAUGUGAUCGGUACAACAUAGAAAAUCAUGAAACAAGGCUACCUGUACCUGUUCAAGCCUCCAUAAAUGAUUAUUAAAUCAAACAUGUAGAAUCGAUUCAUAUCAUAUCUUCCUCAUAGAUUCUGUCUGGGCCUAGUUGCUGAAACUUACACUGUGCUCUGCGCCCUGCAGGUGGAUUUGGCUUCAAAGGUGAAAAAGGUGACAGCGGGCCCCCUGGGGUCAAAGGUGACCGGGGGGAGCAGGGUGAAAGCCAAAAUGGGGCUAAGGGUGAGAGAGGGGAACCUGGAAUGGAAGGCCCAACAGGACCCCCAGGGCUGGCUGGGGCACAAGACAUGAAGGGGGACAAGGGGGACAAAGGGGAGUGUGGGACAUUUGGGGAAAGAGGACUGAAGGGCGAUAGAGGGGACCCUGGGCCUCCAGGUAUUCAGGGACAGGUGGGCCUUCCUGGGGUAGAUGGCAUGCAGGGCUCCCCUGGUGUGGCGGGCAACCAGGGGGCUCCAGGACCUCCAGGGGCUCAAGGUGAGCCAGGGGUGAUAGGGCUGCCUGGUCCCCAGGGAGGGAGGGGGAUGUUUGGGCCAAAGGGUGACAGAGGCCCCCCCGGGAUGAGAGGGGACAGGGGCCCUCGGGGGAUCAGAGGGGCGAAGGGUAACGGGGUGAUUCAGAAACGCUCAGCUUUCAGUGUGGGCCUCUCCCCCAGCAAGUCCUUCCCUCCAUCGGGCUUCCCAGUCCGCUUCGACAAGGUCUUCUACAACGGAGAGAACCACUUCAACGCCUCCUCCAACAGCUUCACCUGUGCCCACGGGGGGGUCUACGUGUUCUCCUACCACAUCACUGUGCGGAACAAGCCCCUGCGCGCCGCCCUGGUAGUCAACGGGGUGAGGAAGGUGCGGACGCGGGACUCACUGUACGGCCAGGACAUCGACCAGGCAUCCAGCCUGGUGCUGCUGCAGCUGUCGGCGGGGGACCAGGUAUGGCUAGAGACACUGAGGGACUGGAAUGGAGUCUACGCCAGCAGUGAGGAUGACAGCACCUUCUCUGGCUUCCUGCUCUACGCUGACAAGCCCUGA